Molecule: messenger RNA, 1323 nt
Organism: Acanthaster planci (crown-of-thorns starfish)
Lineage: Eukaryota; Metazoa; Echinodermata; Asteroidea; Valvatida; Acanthasteridae
Product: SEC14-like protein 2
Source: RefSeq, a predicted model, not a curated record
AACAGGAUCUUUGGUGUCGAGCGCAGCGUGCGUGUCAGUCGCUUCAAUGCCCGAAACGAGGCUGACCACUGUCAAGACUGAUGGAUGCAUCAGAUGUGACAGUCUGGCUGUAUGUGUUGCCAUCCUUGCUGUACCAUUAUGAGUGGAACACUAGAUAACCUGAGCUACAAACAGCAAGAAAAACUUACCAAGUUUAGAAUCAACGUUGCAGAUGUUCUUGAAGACCAUCAUGAUGAUCAUGUGUUACUACGAUUCCUUAGAGCAAGGAAGUUCGACCUGACAUCCAGUGAGACCCUUUUUAGGAAGGAUGUGAAAUGGAAGAAGGAGAUGCAGACAUCAGCAUUAUCAAGGGAUGAUAUCCCUGAGAUUUUGAAGAAGUACUGGCCAGGUGGAACAUGUGGAUUUGAUAAGGAAGGUAGUCCAGUCUGGAUAGAUGCUAUAGGUAGAAGUGAUUUUAAAGGGUUGCUAUAUUCAGCCAAAACAAGUGACAUUAUCAAACACAAUAUUGUCAUCGCUGAAAGUCUGUAUAAAUUAAUGGAGCAACAGACACUCAAGCUUGGUAGACAUGUUGAAGGCGUUGCUUACAUUGCAGACAUGGAGAAGUUUGGAUUACAUCAUCUAUGGAAGCCAGCAGUUGAUGUAUUCAAUCAGAAUGCGUCAGUUUUUGAACAGCAUUAUCCUGAGACAUUAAAGAGGGUUUUUGUUAUCAAUGCACCAAAGAUUUUUCCUCUAGCCUACUCCCUUGUCAAGCCAUUCCUUCAGGAAAAUACAAGGAAGAAAGUGAAUAUCCUAGGAAGUAACUGGAAGGCCGUACUGCUGCAAUACAUAGAUGCUGAGAAUUUACCAAUGUAUUGGGGAGGCACAGCAACAGGGCCAGAUGGUGAUCCACAUUGUACACAUCAGAUAGUGGUAGGUGGUAAAGUUCCUGAGAGUUAUUACAUUAAAGACAGAGUGGUAUCAAGUCAGGACUUGACCAGAUAUGAUCUGUCAAGAGGUAGCUGUCUAGAGCUCAAGUAUGAUGUUGGCAAGCCUGGUAGCAUUUUAAGAUAUGAAUUUAAGACAGAAAGUCACGACCUUGCUUUUGGCAUCAGACGAAUCGCUGAGGAUGGUGGCAAAGUAGAUGUCUUGAAAAAGCAGCGAUAUAACUGCCACCUGGUGCCAGAAGAUGGGGAGAUAAGCUUACAAGAACCAGGAAGAUAUGUGGUCAGGUUUGACAAUAGCUACAGUUGGAUCAAAGCAAAAACUCUGCUGUACUUGGUAGAGCUCCUAGAACCAGUUGAUGAGACACAGGAAGAUGAAGCUGAAUUUGUGCAAGAGGAGUGA